This is a messenger RNA of Poecilia reticulata (guppy), 3359 nucleotides long. It is a transcript of the gene ntan1, whose product is annotated as N-terminal asparagine amidase. Gene Ontology annotation, molecular function: protein-N-terminal asparagine amidohydrolase activity. Gene Ontology annotation, cellular component: nucleus. Gene Ontology annotation, biological process: ubiquitin-dependent protein catabolic process. The record is from RefSeq and is a predicted model, not a curated record. Lineage: Eukaryota; Metazoa; Chordata; Actinopteri; Cyprinodontiformes; Poeciliidae.
ACGAAAAAGACUGCGGUCAUUUCAGGAAGUUCUGUUUUAUAGUGAACCAAUAUUGAUACCGAAGUUACUGGUGUUCUUGUAGCAUAAUACCGAACUGGUUUGGAAACGGAUCAGGUUGAAGGACAUGCCUUUGUUUUUUCAGAACAGAGAAUUAGAUUGCUUCAGAUCAACAGCGGAAUUAUUCGACAAAUAUCCACAUUUACAGGAAAAUGCAAAAGCAUUUCGCUCCAAGCCACGUGUAGAUGUAGAUCAAAAGCACCUCCUGUAUGUUCAGCAGAGAGAGUUUGCAGCGACAACUCCAGCAGACAACUGCGUUUCGAUCCUUGGAUCAGAUGAUGCUACCACCUGCCACUUGGUCGUGCUGCGACACACCGGUAGCGGAGCCGUUUGUCUGUCUCACCUCGAUGGCUCCAGCACCAGGACUGAGGUCCAGCUCAUUAUGAAAGCCGUCACAUCACUGAGUGACGGCUGUAAUGAGGGCAGAUUUGAGCUGCAUCUGGUUGGAGGGUUUGAUGACGAUGACAAAAGAUCUCAUAAACUCAGCCUUAACAUCCUGGCAGUGUUCCAGAAACAGAAGGAACACGUUCACCUGGAGACAUGUUGCAUCACAGAGAUGAACAACGUAGUUGACAAGGGAAUUCAUAAACCGAUAGUAUACGGAAUAGGUGUCAAUGUUAAAACAGGGGAAGUGUUCCCUGCCUCAUUUCCUCAUAAAGGACCUGCAGAGAUGCUGCGGUCGGCACGGACCUUCACUGGAGGAGAGAUGACUGACAUUUAUGACUCAAGACAUGGACUUGUUAGAGUUGGACCUUGCCAGUGGAGUCCUGAUUUGGAAAUUGCCUUCUGGUUGUCACAAAGUGAUGCCACUAUUUUAAAGUACCUGUCCACGUCUCCGUUUGCUGAACCGCCGCACUUUGUCCAGCAUAUUAAGUCCACCAUCCAGUUCCUUUUGUCGCAUCCAAACUCUGACAGCCUGUUCCUGGGAGGUCAGCCGCACCUCUACCACCGGACGGAGAGCGGCAACUGGGAGAGGCUUGUCCAGUCAUAACAAAUCACAACCGAACCUUCAAAUGUAAUUUUUUCUGUUUUUCCAAUGGAAACACUGUGACCCCUUUUCAAUCAGAGUAUUUUAUCAAGGGUCCAGUCCCUGACCAGCGCUUUGCAAAUGUAUUCAAACCACAUGGAUCAUUUCUGUUCGGCUCCUCUGAGUAAAGCCAGUUUUGUAUUUGCAUUUUGCAGAUUGGACGGAGAGUUUUCGUGAAAAUCACUUUUCAAGUCUACAGACUCUUUUAGAUUAGGGUGAGAAUAUUUUAAACACGCAAAUAUGCGUCGAUCUAAACCAUUGAACGAGUCAACGCACAUUAUGUGCGUAUUAUCUAAGCCAACACAGCUUGAGUAAAUAGUUAAAUUAACUCUCCUAAGGUUCAGGAGGAGUUAACUGAACCAGACCUAGAACUUGCAGGAUACCAGUCCCUGAAGACUUACGUUUGGUAUGUCUGGUUUAGAUGAAUGCUAAUGUGUUGCCCAGUUAACAGUUAUGAUUUAAGCUUUUACACACCUGACCUGUUUUGUGGGGGCCCUGGUUUUCAUGAUGCUGUUUGUUCACUAACGUUCACCAGCAAACCUCUGAGGCCUUCACAGAGCAGCUCGAUUUAAACCGAUUUAAAUUUACUCAUGCAAGGAAUUAGGGCUGGGCGAUAUGAGUUCAAAAUUAAAUCUCAGAUUUUUUCAUUACAGAUCCGAUAUUGCUUUUUUUUCUUGCUUUCUUUUCUAAAAAGAAAAAGAGAAAAUAUUUUUCAAAAAGUGGCUUUUGUCAUUGUUUUUGUGAGUUGUAUAAGGGUGCAUUAGGGCCAGGAGACACAAUUUUUCAAUAGCUUAUUAAGAAUAAAGUCACAAUUUUACUAGAAGAAUGCCUUAAAUUUGCAAUAAGAAGUUGUUUUUAUGAAAUAUAAACUUCUACAGAGUUACCACGUAGUUCUUUCUUCAGAAUAGACAGUCGUUUGCACAAUUGUUUCAAAGUCCAGUUGAUGCUGAUGUGUCAAAAGAUGAGGUAUCGUCUUAUCUCUAAAACUUAUACCAGAGUAUAACCUCGUACACAUAAACAGAAGCUGUAAAACCUGUCAAGCAAGAUGGCCGGCCUUGGGUGUGCUGACAUCACUCUUGACUGUAGAAAUCCAAGGAAUAAAUUGUUGAAGAUUUAAUUUUGCCCAAAAAUGAAAUCUUCAAAAACCCAAAUUUAGAUUAAUCGAUAAAAUCUAGUCAUCGCCCAGCCCUGGGAGGAAUGUAUUGAUGACUAUGUGACUUGUGAAUAUAUUUGCUUGCUCUGUAUUUUAUUUGGGGGUAUCAGCGUAUUGGGGCCUGUAUACAUAUGUUUACCACACUUUUGAGGUUUUUAUCAGUUAAGGAGAAUGGGAUAUUUUCAUUUUCCUUCAACAUUUCAACAUUAUAGUUAUGAGCUACUUUAUGUUGGUCUGUCUGUCUAAAUUAAUGGAAGCUUCUUUUGCAAGGUGCAGCACAUUACCUCUCCAGGCUCAUAUGGUAACAAGUUGUAUCCAUAGGUCCACUGGAUUGCUGUACAUGAUUUCAUAACUGUACCAGUUUGCGGUUUAACUUUGCCUUAGUGUUGGCCAGUUUCACACUGCAGUCCAAAAAAGGUGACACUUUACACUCAUUUUCUUUCAAAGUAAAGAAGCUUUUUCAGGGGUGACAGGUUCACCACAGCUCUAAUGAAUGCCCUACACUGAGUAAUAAAUGGCACCUUUCACAUUGGUUCCUAAAAACAAGCGCCCUUACUGAUUUUCUUCUGUAUCUGCUGAUGAUGAAUACUCAGCUAAUAUUUCUUGGUGCCACCUUUUCAUGGUUCAUGUUUAGUCGGUGGGUUUAUGUUGUUUCACAGGUUUAUAUAUUUUUUUGUUUUCUUUUUUUCAUGUGAGUACAUGUUUUUCCAUACUAUAUUCCCGACGUGUCCAUUGUUUGAGGUUAACUUGUUGAAAUGGUAGUUUUGGUUUAUAUUGGCCCAGUGUGAGUUUGACUCUUUCUGCUGCCAUUUCUGAAGAGAACCAAAGUAUUACCACAAACAGUACCACACAGUAAAGUUAAUAAACACUUUUACAGAAAGCCAGCCGGGGAGUUAUUUAAAGUUUUUUUUAUGAAAAAGUCAAUUUAAAACCAUCCAUCCAUUUUCUGUACGCCCUUGUCAGUAGUGGGGUCGGGAGGCUUGCUGGUGUCUAUCUCCAGCGAACGUUCUGGGUGAGAACUGGGGUACGCCCUGUACAAGUUGCUAGUCUGUCACAGGGCAUCACAGAGACACACAGGACAAACAACCAUGCACACACAAACCUAGGGGCAAUUUAGAGAAA